Molecule: messenger RNA, 2061 nt
Organism: Panicum hallii
Lineage: Eukaryota; Viridiplantae; Streptophyta; Magnoliopsida; Poales; Poaceae
Product: proline-rich protein 36-like
Exons: 2
Coding region: 1-2061 (686 amino acids)
Source: RefSeq, a predicted model, not a curated record
AUGGACCAGCGGGACCGGCCCACGCCGCCGCCGCCGCGCACCAGCUCCUACCUCGCCGCCACCGAAGCAUCAGGUUCGUCGGUGCGCGGGCCACCGUCGCCCGCGAUGCUCGGCCUGUCGUCGCCCGCGAGCCCCCAUCGCCGCUUCUCGCCCUCGCUGUACCCGCCUCCGGCGCCGUCGCCCGGCCGCCUCGCCUCGGGCUCCGGCUCCGGCUCAGGGUCGGCGUCGCGCUUCGGGCAGAUCCCGCCGUCGUCGCCGGUGGCGGCGCCGGGUGGCCGCCAACGCAGGACGCACGCGCUGCCCACGCCCUUCCUCUCCGAGCUCGCCUCGAUCCGGAGGAUGGGCGCCAGCCUCUUCGGCGAUCUGGACGACGCGCGCCCGACGAACCACCGGGAUGCGAGCGCGACGCGGCAGGCGAUCCACCGCCAGCAGCCUCAGCAGCAGGCGUGGCCGUUGUCGACGCCGACCAUGUCCCGCGACUCCGGCCUUCGUGCACCUCCACCGAGAGGGAGCUUCUCCCAGGUCGCGCCGCCGGUGUCGCGGCAACAGCAGCCGCCGUCUCCCGGUAUGCCACCUCUUUCCAGCAAUCGCUUCUCGGGGUUCCCAGGGUCUGCGUUCUGGUCGCAGCAACGACGGCAGGUGCAGCCUUCUUCUUCUGCUUUGCCGCCUCUGGCUUUGCAGCAACAGCAGACGACGUAUCAUCCCGAUCCGUCGUCCACCGAUCUGGCGCCACUGCCCAGUGGCAGUGGCAUAUUCUCCGGGUUCGCUCCGCCGGCAUCCAAGUCUUCCUUCACCGACCUGGCGCCUCUGCCAUGCGAGAUCGAGUCAGCAUCCUUGUCAUCGUCUCAGGUGGCGCCUGCUACUGCUAGCCACACCAUGACCAUGAACAGGCACGCGCAGUCAUCGUCAGACUCGGAGCUGCACCCAUUUCCGCUGAGUCUGGAAAUGCAAUCACAGGAUCAGACACCGUCCUGGCAGUGGCAGUCUUCAGGGAACGGCGUCACCUGCUCUGGAUUUGAGGCGCCGAUACUGGAUGCAGAAGUAGCACCUCGGUUUCAAAUAAAGGAGGAGCCCAUGGACGACGCCCCGUGCAUUGAGCUGCAGCCCGAGUUCAUUUCCCUUGAUGACGAAGACGACGGGCUCAACGCUCUUCUGCAAUCGUUCCAAUCGUCAAGUGAGCCGGCGAGCUUUCACAGCCUCGAGCCCACCUCCUUAUUAGAAGACAGCAGGUUGCAGCUAGGAGGUAGCGGCAGCAGGCCGAGAGCGAUGGGCGCCGUCGAGGGUAGUGACCAAUCUUGGGAGGCCAUGCUGACACCGGCCUACGACAAUGUGAGCAUCGCGAAGCCAAACCUACAAUUUGCACUGCUGCCCUCCUCCACAGACAGGCUAGAGCUGAACAGCAGCGAGGGCCCUAGCGUCUGGAGUACCGCUGACAGCAGUGGACAAGUCUGGGCGGGGAUGCCUGCAUUGGCCGGCAUGUUCGACCAGAUGAGCAUUGGUGGAGAGACCAUGAGCAUUGGCCAAGGCUGGCCGGCGACGCCAGCGGCAGGUGGCCAAUACGGUAUGUUUGAUGACAAUAGUGACAGAAGCAGCAGUACCUGGCCGGCGAUGCCUUCGUGUGCCAGCAUGUUCGACCAGAUGAGCAUUGGUGGAGGAAGCAUGAGCAUGGGCCAACAAGUCUGGCCGGAGAAGCCAGAGGCAGCUAUGUUUGACUUUGACAACCCUGGUGGCAGCAGCAGCACUGCCUGGGCAAGCAAGCCCUGGAACUUUAGCAGCUCGUCUAUGGAGAACUCCACCCCAGUGCCAAAGCUGAUACUCGGGGGCAUCGAGAAACCCAGGUUGCCACGACGGCUACCAUCUCUUCCAGCUCUUGCUAGCAGCAUGUCGCCGAAGGGCACCUGUGGGGACUUCUUCUCUGUGGCCGAGAUGCAGACAAUCAAUAAGGAUAAGCGCCUCAAGGAGAUCGUGAACAUAGAUCCUAAGAGGGUUAAGAGGAUUCUGAACAACCGGGCAAGCGCGGCAAAUUUGAGGGCACGGAGAAAUGAAAUGCUCUGCAUCUAA